Molecule: messenger RNA, 420 nt
Organism: Penicillium cinerascens
Lineage: Eukaryota; Fungi; Ascomycota; Eurotiomycetes; Eurotiales; Aspergillaceae
Product: cupin domain-containing protein
Exons: 1
Coding region: 1-420 (139 amino acids)
Source: RefSeq, a predicted model, not a curated record
AUGGCAUCAGCAAAUGCUCCUCUUCGCCGAGUUGUCACUACGCACCAUGGUUCCCAAUCUGUGAUCUUGUUUGAUGGAAAUCUAGAACCCAAUAAAGGAUUUGCUUCCAAAGCUGCAACCAUCUGGAUGACCAGACAGUACCCGGCGGAGCUAACGGCAACCGAUCCGAGUGCCGAUAGCCGCAGUAAGCAGAUGUAUAGCAGGGGGUCUCUGAUCCGCGUGGUGGAUUUUCCUCCGAACUCCAAGGGCCACAACCACCGCACACAGUCACUCGAUUAUGCGAUUAUCAUGGAUGGUGAAAUGGAGAUGCUCCUUGAUGACGGAUCGAAAACUAGGGUUCGGGCUGGUGAUGUUGUCGUACAACAAGCAGUCAGUUGGCCUCUGGUCCUUUCCUUUAUGCGCCAGAGACGCGAGAGCUAA